Molecule: messenger RNA, 405 nt
Organism: Lichtheimia ornata
Lineage: Eukaryota; Fungi; Mucoromycota; Mucoromycetes; Mucorales; Lichtheimiaceae
Exons: 2
Coding region: 1-405 (134 amino acids)
Source: RefSeq, a predicted model, not a curated record
AUGUACAGCGUUCAUUGGGGUGAACAUGUGGUCAAUGGCAACACUUUCCAGUUGCAGACAUUCAACAACAAGUACGCGCGCGAUCUGCCCAUGACUCAAGCUUCCAUUGCAAUACAACGUGUUGCUGUUCUCUCGUUUAUACAAGAUCCAAAGGGGACGUCGCGUGUCGUGUGUAUGCUUUCCAUGGUUGUCAUCAAGGAGAGUCGCAACCUAUUGUUACUAUGGGUAUGUCGACAUGAAAAGCGAAUGCUAUUGUUACCUUACACUUCAUUUACUGUAGCUUGGACAUGUUGGAUGAUGGUACCUCUAGCAGCAACAAGAUACGGAUCUCAAAGCAAGAAUGCUGUAUGGUUGGCUCAAUGGUAUGCAUGGAUGGCAUUGGAUGUACAAAGCAAAACGUGUUAA